AUGGGGUGGUUUGCAACCAUACCGCCCGAGCGCCGGCUACUAUGGAAGAUCGACUUCUUUAUCCUCUCCUUCUGUUGCGUCACCUACUUCUUCAACUAUCUCGAUCGCUCUAACUUGACCAAUGCGUAUGUGUCCGGUAUGCAGGAGGAGCUUGCCUUUCACGGCAACCAGCUCAAUGUCAUCAACACCGUUUUUACCGUCGGUUACAUUAUCGGCCAGAUCCCAUCCAAUCUGGCAGUGACCUACAUCCGGCCGCGCUUCUUCUUCCCGGCCAUGGUUCUUUUCUGGGGCGCGCUUACGAUGAUUACAGCCGCGGUGCGUAACCCCCAGGGUAUCAUGGCGAUCCGGUUCUUUUUGGGCGUAGCGGAAGCUAGUACGUUUGCUGGAACGCAUUAUAUCCUGGGAUCGUGGUAUACAGAGCGCGAAUUGGGGAAACGAAGUGGCAUCUUUACGGCCUCGGGACUUGCGGGGACGAUGUUUGGAGGUUUUAUCCAGACUGGUAUACAUUCGUCGCUGGAUGGUGCGUCGGGAAUGUCAGGAUGGAGAUGGCUGUUUAUUAUCGAUGGUCUCAUCACGCUGCCAAUCGCGAUCUACGGCUUCCUCCUGUUUCCCGAUACUCCGACUACGACGCGAGCUCCAUAUUUGACAGAGUCGGAACGCGCCUUGGCUGUCUCUCGCCUGCCUGAAGUCAAUGCCGACAAAGCUCCGUUGGACCUCAAGUUCAUCAAGCGGCUCUUCACUACCUGGUACUGGUGGGGGUUUGUGAUCCUUUGGGUCAUUGCAGGAGAAACCGAAUCAUUUUCCAGUAAUACUUUACUGGCUUUGUACAUGAAAGCGCAUCCGACCAUCCAUUACUCAGUCGCUCAAUUAAACAACUAUCCCACCGGCGUUCCGGCAGUCGGCAUUAUAUCAACUCUAUUCUGGUCCUGGUUGACGGAUGUCCUACGCGGGAAGCGAUAUUUGGUUGGCUAUUUCAUUGGAAUCACCGGAAUCGUGACAUCAGUCUUGAUUCUGACCCGGUUUAACUCGACUGCGACCGUCUUCGGCGCGUACUACUGGGCCGGAGCAGUGUACGCUUGCCAGGCCACGUUCUUUGCAUGGUGCAAUGAUGCCAUGCGGGCGCAGGAUGCACGACAGCGGUCAGUGGUCAUUGCCAGCAUGAACCUGGGGAAUAACGCGGUCAAUGCGUGGUGGAGCAUUCUUUUCUACUCCGCAAAUCUGGCACCGCGCUUUACGCGGGGCAUGUGGGCGAUGAUGGGCUGUUCGGUUGCCUUGAUUCUGUGGACAUCGGGAAUCCGGUUCGUGACUGCGAGAGAGGAGCGACAGCCGGCUCAGAAUGAACCAGAGACACAAAUAACGAAGCAUGCAUAG
Messenger RNA from Aspergillus chevalieri, 1371 nucleotides. Its product is annotated as putative MFS pantothenate transporter. The transcript has 2 exons. Gene Ontology annotation, cellular component: plasma membrane. Bases 1 to 1371 code for a protein of 456 amino acids. Gene Ontology annotation, molecular function: pantothenate transmembrane transporter activity. NCBI's taxonomy places the organism in Eukaryota, Fungi, Ascomycota, Eurotiomycetes, Eurotiales, Aspergillaceae. Gene Ontology annotation, biological process: pantothenate import across plasma membrane. The record is from RefSeq and is a predicted model, not a curated record.